Marmota flaviventris (yellow-bellied marmot) is the source of this 2923-nucleotide messenger RNA. It is a transcript of the gene Pard6g, whose product is annotated as par-6 family cell polarity regulator gamma. Gene Ontology annotation, molecular function: protein binding. Gene Ontology annotation, biological process: regulation of cellular localization; centrosome cycle; establishment or maintenance of cell polarity. Gene Ontology annotation, cellular component: apical plasma membrane; nucleus; cell cortex. The record is from RefSeq and is a predicted model, not a curated record. Lineage: Eukaryota; Metazoa; Chordata; Mammalia; Rodentia; Sciuridae.
GCGUCGCCCCCAAGAGUCUUUCUGCGGCCCCCGAGCUUUGAGGGCGAAACGAGACUGAUCGGGGCCGAAACCAUGAACCGGAGUUUUCACAAGUCUCAGACCCUGCGCUUCUACGACUGCAGCGCGGUGGAAGUCAAGAGCAAGUUUGGGGCUGAAUUCCGAAGAUUCUCCUUGAACCGCCACAAGCCUGGCAAGUUUGAAGAUUUCUACCAGCUGGUGGUGCACACCCACCACAUCUCCAGCACCGAGGUGACCAUCGGCUAUGCAGAUGUGCAUGGCGACCUGCUUCCCAUCAACAACGAUGACAACUUCUGCAAGGCCGUCUCCAGCGCCAACCCCCUGCUCAGGGUCUUCAUCCAGAAGCGAGAAGAGGCAGACCACUACAGCUUUGGGGCUGGCACCCUCUCCAGGAAGAAGAAGGUGCUGGUGACCCUGAGGGAGGAGGGUCUCCGCCGUCGUGCCCACCUUGACAUCAGCCUGCCCCAUGACUUUCGGCCCGUGUCCUCCAUCAUCGACGUGGACAUCCUCCCCGAGACGCACCGCCGCGUGAGGCUGUACAGACAUGGCUGCGAAAAGCCUCUGGGCUUCUACAUCCGAGACGGCACCAGCGUACGGGUCACCCCCCAUGGGCUGGAGAAGGUUCCAGGCAUCUUCAUUUCCCGCAUGGUCCCUGGGGGCCUGGCAGAGAGCACGGGACUGCUGGCAGUGAAUGACGAAGUCCUGGAGGUAAACGGGAUUGAGGUGGCGGGGAAGACGCUGGACCAGGUCACAGACAUGAUGAUUGCCAACAGCCACAACCUCAUCGUCACUGUCAAGCCCGCCAAUCAGAGGAACAAUGUCGUCCGCAGCAGCCGCACCUCCGGCAGCUCUGGCCAGUCCACGGACAGCACUGCCAGCCACCACAGCCUGCCAGUGGCCCACGUGCUGCAGAACUUCCACCCCGAUGAGAUGGAGAGCGACGAGGAAGCUGACAUCGUCAUUGAGGGCACCUUGGAGCCUCAGAGUGUCUCCAAGAUGCAGGGCACACCUUCAGGCAGCCUGUCUCGGGCCAACGGCAGCAGCCUCGCACACAGGCUGCAGCGGGACCUGGCGCUGCACAGCCCGGGACGGGAGAGCAACGGCAGCAUCCACAGACUUCUCUGCUCCCUGAAGGCGGACCCCCGCCACAGCCUGGUCCUGCCGCAAGGCGGGGUGGAGGAGCACGGGCCAGCCGUCACGCUAUAGGCCCAGAGGCUGGGUGAGGCAAGUGCUGCCUGUCCCACGCAGGGGCUGUGGGAGCCGGUGGCCCUGGGAGGCACUGUGAUUUCAGACGUGAAAUUCCUAGCAGGAAUAUGCUAAAAAUGUAUGCCAACUUAAAACCAGGACAGCUUGUGUCCCUUCCUCCUUGGUCACAGGCGUAGCCCUCUUCUCUGUGUCAGCUCAGCACUAUUUUAUAGAAUUUUGCCCCACAACUUAACAGACACAUGCACACCCCAGGCCAGGCCCCCGUGCAGGUUCCAGCCCUCUGAAAGAUCUGAAUACAGAAAUAAUUAGUUUUUAAAUUUCAAAAGUACUUCAUUUUUUUUUUAAUUAAGCUUUUGAAGUUCAUGUUUUUUAACUCAGCUCACGUGAAGAUGCCCUUUAUGCUGCGCGGUUUCUGCUGACCUGCACAAGACUUCCCCAAGAGGACCGAGGGGCCAGGCCUGUGCCAGGUCCAGCAGCAGCAUUCACACCAGGCCAGACCCCCACGGGCAUGUGGGUCCCUACAGCAGUAGGCACCACCGUCUCAGGAAGCAGAGUGAAGGUGAGGCAGGCACUGCCAGAGGUGACUGCGAGCUGCGUGCUCCCAACUUGUCCUUCGGGGAGGUUUUCGAGUGUUUCCUGCAGAGGUGGUGGACAACGGGCCUCAGGCACCCGGACAGAGUUAUCUCUGCCCCCACAGCAGCCAGCUCUUCCUGUCAGUUGAUGAACACAUACUGACCUCCAUUCCUAACGUCAUGGUCAGAGGCAGGGGUUCUCCUGCUUUUGAGUCAUAUGAACAUAAUGGUUUUAACAAAUAUUAAAUUCAGUGUCACUUUCCUUUAAACUUUUAGAAGUUUAUUCAUGUUUGAGUCAAUUAAAUUUUAUAUGAAGUAUGUCUUCAGCUUAAAUCCAAUGUCAGGGAGAAAACAUUACAUUUAUGCUUUGAGAACAAACUUUGGCCAAAUAAGUCUCCUGCAAACAAAGAGUAUUUUCCAGGUUUUCUAAGCCUGAAUUCCACUGCUGCUUUCUGCAUGAUCCAGCACCACCUGCUGGCCAUCAGCAGAACUGUCUUGAUCUGUCAAGGUCAGAGGGAUUUGGUGCAGCCCAGCUGCAUUAAUUAAGUGAAAAGAAACUUCUUUUCCCUUUGAAACUCUUUCUUGGGCAGAGUAGCCUUUUCCGAGUAGCUUCCUCCCUGCGUCUGAGUUUCUCAUUUUGUACAAGGGGCCACAGCACAUCUCCAGAGUAUAGGACAGAGUGAGACACCACUGGGCGGGGAUCCAGCCCCCAGGACGCAUGGAGCUGCCACAGGGGAGGUGCUGGCCAGUGAGACAAGCCGUGGAGCCACGGGAAUGCCCAGGAGGAUCACCAAGAUGAGGUUUUCACUGGGUCUCUGCUGGUAUUAGUGUCCGUGGAAUAACUGGGCCCACUACCAAGAAGGGAAGUUGUAUUAAAUUGUUACGCAAAUAUGAAUCCAUGUUUUAAAGAGAACAAGGCUUACUCAGUGUGUAAGCUUUGUGCCUGUUGCUGGUAACUGCAGGGAUCACAGGCUGCUUGGAGGAGCUGUGAGAGUGUAUUUUUCUACCCGGGUCUAUACUUCUGCAAUUUGUUUCUUAAAAGAAAAGCAACAAAACCAUGUCACUAUAUAUUAAAGAUUUUUUGUUUGUUUGUUUUAUAUAUCAGAGAAUAAAUUUUUUUGCCUUUG